AUGCCCCCAAAAAAGUUCCAGCAAGACUUAUGGAAACAACGUUUCACGUGGGACGCCAAACUACCGCCGCCCAUAACGGUUUCCAAAUAUAACUUCCUAGGCGCCUUAUUGAGAGUUUGGAGCCCCAAGAUCUCGCACUGUUUGCAGAUGCAAGUGAAAAUGCAAUCGCGGGACGUGUGCGCUUUAUCUCUUCCGAAUAGUUUCAUCCACACUGGUCAUGGCAAAGGGAAACUACCAUCCGUAAAAACGACCACAGCCAUGCCGAAACUAGAAAUGAAUGCACUUACGCUAGCUGUGCGUCUAAGCCCUUCUCUAUUGCACAAAGCCCCUCCGAUCUCAGUAUUCGGAGCACCCAUGAUAGCGCUCAGUUUGCUAUCGUCCUCCAAACGAAGAAGCCUAGGAGUGUUAGUCACAAACAGACUUCUCGAAAUUCGCCGAAUCGUGCAGAAACUUAAUGAAGAUGGAACGAACGUGACAUUCGCCUACGUGAACACAUCGGAGAAAUCCAGCGGACGCUGGAACCCGAGGACUUUCGAAAGAAGAACUGGACAGGCACAUUUGGUGGACAGGUCCAUCUUUCUUGACACAACCACGGAAGUACUGGUAUAA
This is a messenger RNA of Cooperia oncophora, 609 nucleotides long. Lineage: Eukaryota; Metazoa; Nematoda; Chromadorea; Rhabditida; Trichostrongylidae. The record is from the annotation of a GenBank genome assembly.